Molecule: messenger RNA, 1641 nt
Organism: Erythranthe guttata (spotted monkey flower)
Lineage: Eukaryota; Viridiplantae; Streptophyta; Magnoliopsida; Lamiales; Phrymaceae
Source: RefSeq, a predicted model, not a curated record
AUGAUAUUCUCUUUCACGUCGCUUGGUGGAAAAGUGCAGACAUCUAUUAAUAACGGAUCUGGUCCAUACACAUUUCUGUUCAACGGACAGAAUUACCAUCUACUAGGCAGUUUAUUGCCGGAAGAAGGCAUUAGGCCUAAGUUUGCCCAACUUUACAUUUUCGACACAGAAAAUGAGAUUCAGAAUCGAAUUGAUGCCGUCAUAUCCGAAAAUCAAUCUAACAAUCUUGACCCAGCCAUCGUUGCAUCGUUGAAAGAUAUGAUCGACGGUAACAAUGUACUUGCACAGCAUUACCGUGCUGUUCGAGAUCGUUUUUCCAAUGAUGGCCAUCAAGGAGUAAAACUCAGAUUGGUAAAGAGUCGCAAUACUGAUGGCAGGACGUACAAUCUUCCUAACGCAAGUAAAAUAGCAGGCUUGAUCUAUCCUCUUUUAUUUCCUUACGGUGAAGAUGGUUAUCAAGACGAUAUCAGUUUGAGAGAAUCUCCAUUUGCUGAUAAUAGAAAACGAAAGAAGUUCUGUGUUGAUGGAUUUUCGAUGGUUGAGUCACAGAGGUUGAAUUUCAUAAGGUUCAAUCAGGAUCAACUUAGGGUUGACAUGUACAAGGGUAUCGAAGAAAAUAUUUUUAAAGGAUACACUGAGGGUAAACCGGUUGGACAACGCAUUAUAAUUCCAGGGUCGUUCACCACAGGUCCAAGGUAUAUGUUUAACAACUUCGUUGAUGCUCUUCAAAUAUAUAACUGGAUUGGAUUUCCAACCCUCUUCAUCACCAUCACAUGCAAUCCCCAAUGGCCAGAAAUACAAAGGGUGUUAAAAGAUACAAAUCUCAGAGCGGAGGAUCGGCCAGACAUUUUGUGUCGUGUGUUCAAAAUGAAGCUCGAUAGUAUGAUGACGGAAAUCAAGAAGGACCGUAUAUUCGGACGUAUUAGAGCAUAUGUAUGCACAAUAGAAUUUCAGAAACGAGGUCUACCGCAUGCACAUAUUUUAUUGUGGUUGCAUAAUGACGACAAGCCCAAGAAUCCAGAAGAAAUUGACAGGAUCAUAUGUGCUGAAAUUCCUGACGAAGAAAACGACAGAAAGAUGUACCAGUUGGUGGAGAAGUAUAUGAUACAUGGACCGUGCGGUCAGGCGAAUUUGAAAUCUCCGUGUAUGAAAGAUAGAGUUUGCACGAAGCGAUUUCCAAAGCCGUUUGUGCAGCGCACUGAAUCAGAUGCAGAUGGGUUUACAGUGUAUAGGAGAAGGGAAGAUGGCAGACCAGUUACGAAGAAGAAGACUACUCUUGAUAAUGGAUAUCUUUCGGCGUGUGAGGCAAUGUGGAGGUUGUUUAACUUUGAUAUUCAUUACAGAGACCCGUCCGUAAUUAGGCUAAGCUUUCAUCUCCCCGAUCAUCAGCCAAUUGUCUUCAAUGAAAACCAGUCGUUACAAAGUGUGUUGGAUAGGCCAUCUGCCAAGCAAACUAUGUUCCUUGCGUGGUUUGAGGCCAACAAGAACUAUCCACAUGCAAGGGACUUGAGGUAUGGAGAUUUUCCACAACAAUUUGUGUAUAAAGAGGAUUCUCGAACUUGGCUGCCAAGGAAAAAAGGAUUUUCUAUCGGUAGGAUUGCGAAUGUUCCCCCCUGGAAAGGGGGAAGACUAUUACCUUAG